Arabidopsis arenosa is the source of this 924-nucleotide messenger RNA. The record is from the annotation of a GenBank genome assembly. Lineage: Eukaryota; Viridiplantae; Streptophyta; Magnoliopsida; Brassicales; Brassicaceae.
AAGGCAGAACAAACAUUUUUAGCGCUCUCAAAAUCUUUUCUUUAAUCAAGAAACAAAGAACUUAAAAGAUAUACACAAAAAUGGCAAUCUCUUUCCAUGUUCGCUCUAACAGUUUCCCCUCUAGACCUCACCCACAAGCAGCUCAUGUCGAUGAGCAGUUGGCUCGUUUGAGAUCUUCUGAGGAUGCCUCAACAUCAUCUAACUCUUCUAUCUGCCAUAGACUUGAAAACCUUCAAGAGCUACAUGAGUCUCUUGACAAGCUUAUUCGCCUACCUGUAACACAACAAGCUCUAGGUCAAGAGCAGAACAAGAAAGCCGUCGAGCACUUACUUGAUGGAUCUUUAAGGAUCUUGGAUUUGUGCAACAUUUCCAAGGAUGGUUUGUCACAGAUGAAAGAGGGUCUCAUGGAGAUCCAAUCGAUUCUACGAAGAAAGCGCGGCGAUCUAUCUGGAGAGGUCAAGAAAUACUUAGGCUCAAGAAGAUCCCUAAAGAAGUCAUUCCAAAAGGUCCUCAAGAGUUUGAAGGUCAAACAAGACCAAGAGUGCAGCGACGACAAAUCCUUGGCAGUGUUUGGAGAAGCAGAAGCUGUCACAAUUGCUCUGUUUGAUUCUUUGUUUUGCUUCAUGUCUGGAUCAAAGACUUGUAGCAAAUGGUCAGUCGUCUCAAAGCUAAUGACCAAGAAGAUAGUUACAUGUGAAGCUCAAGGAAACGAAUUCACAAGGGUUGAUUCCGAAUUCCAAUCCGAAAAGACUUUGAAGAUGGAAGAUGUUCAGAUCUUAGAGUCAUGCAUUCAAGAUCUUGAAGAUGGACUCGAAUCUCUCUCUAAGUCUUUGAUCAAAUACAGAGUCUCAAUUCUUAACAUCUUAGGCCACUAAUGCCUACAAAAUUUUGUACAAAAGGAAUUAUUAAAAGAAAUAUAUUCAA